Messenger RNA from Pyricularia oryzae 70-15, 1482 nucleotides. RefSeq lists its product as uncharacterized. Lineage: Eukaryota; Fungi; Ascomycota; Sordariomycetes; Magnaporthales; Pyriculariaceae. The record is from RefSeq and is a predicted model, not a curated record. Gene Ontology annotation, molecular function: oxidoreductase activity. Bases 120 to 1016 code for a protein of 298 amino acids. The transcript is spliced from 2 exons.
CUUCUACAGUCUACUUUGUCGGAGAAUAUCAUCACCACUUCAAAUUUCUCGCCCGUACUACGCGCACCAAUACAUUCACUGCUUACGCUGCAAAAGCGUAACAAAGAAAUCAAGUAAAAAUGCCUUUCCCAUACAAGACCGUGCUGAUCACGGGCGCCACGGCGGGCAUCGGCCGGGCCUGGACGGAGCGCAUGGUAGAAAAUGGCGUGUUCGUAGUCGCUGUGGGUCGGCGCCGCGACCGACUCGACGAGCUGGCGGCGCGAUUUGGCGACAAGAUCGGCGUGGAGGAGCACGACGUCGCCGACCUAGACGGACUUGCAUCUUGGGCCAAGUCAAUGACAACCAAAUACCCCACGUUGGACUGCAUCAUGGCCAACGCAGGGGUUCAAAACACCACCAACCUCGCAACGCUGACCAAGCCCGGCGCCGACGGCACGGCUCUGGCCAAGACCAUCACGGGCGAGGUGAACCUCAACUACCUUUCGCCCGUGCACACCGUCAUCCACUUCCUGCCGCACCUGUCCGCGCUCGGCGCCCGGGGCCAGCCGACGGCCGUGGUGCUCGUCACGUCGGGGCUGGCGCUGGUGCCCAUGUCGCGCUGCGGCAACUACUGCGCGACCAAGGCGGCGCUGCACUCGUUCGCCUGGACGCUCCGGGCGCAGCUGCGGCAGCAGCGGGAGGACGAGGGCGGCGACUCGUCGUCGUCGUCGUCGACGGUCCUGACCCGGGUGAUUGAGGUGGUGCCGCCGGCGGUCAAGACGGAGCUGCACUCGCGGCAGCCGGACCUGGUCGCGGCCGGCGCGGGAGAUUUCGGAAUGGAGCUGGACGAUUUCACAAACGAGACUUGGGCGGCCUUGUCCGGCGACGAGCCGCAGGACGAGAUCCUGGUCGGGCCGACCAAGCGGCACGCAAAGCUGGUCGAUGCGACGAGGGAGAGUUUUGUGAUUAUGGACAAGAUGAUCAGGGAGCAGGGCAAGGUUACGGGGAAGGAGACGGGGUGGGACGCUGGCAAGUAGGUGGGGGAUUUGCCAGUGGAUGUUUGGGUUUAUUUUGGACAAAGGUUGUGCUGCGUUGUCAUGAACUCUAUUCUGCGCGCGCUGCACCAAUUUUGCGGCGAUGACUGUGUGUCGACAGGCAUCUUGUUUGCCUCUUUGCCAAGAAAGCCCGAUUAGCAUAUCAAGACCAGGCGUGAUGUCCUUCUCGAAUAUAAAGUAAGUGCAAAUCAUGCCAGGGAGGGUCAAGGGUUCUUGAAAUAGUUGCGGCUGUUUCCAUUUGCCUGACUUCAUUUCAUCUCAUCCAACGUUGUGGAUCAUGUGUUUCAAGUAAAAUGCCUGUCAAAAACCCAAGGGGUGAUGCACGUCGGAUUACCACGCCAGAAACACGCCAAUCACGGAUUUACAGCAUUCACAAUAUCGAUUCCAGUCACCAAAACAGAACACGCCGUUCCAUCAAAGAAUUGAUAUGUACUCCGCUCCAGUCGAA